AUGGUCCGCUAUUACCGAUCUGCUGCUACUCGUAUACCCGGUGAUUAUGAUGUGGAACCGUCGGAUUCGCAGAACGCAAAAGUUCCUCGUUUGUAUUUUGCUCAGCUUGGGCACGAAAGGCAUAAGCCUGAUUUUGAACAUAACAGAGCUCUGGUCAGUGCUUAUUGCGUUAACAGCCGCUCCACUAUGGCCGCUUUUCAAAAUUAUCGGUGA
Penicillium malachiteum is the source of this 213-nucleotide messenger RNA. RefSeq lists its product as uncharacterized. The coding region runs from base 1 to 213 and encodes 70 amino acids. The transcript is spliced from 2 exons. Lineage: Eukaryota; Fungi; Ascomycota; Eurotiomycetes; Eurotiales; Aspergillaceae. The record is from RefSeq and is a predicted model, not a curated record.